Trypanosoma conorhini is the source of this 1509-nucleotide messenger RNA. RefSeq lists its product as uncharacterized. The record is from RefSeq and is a predicted model, not a curated record. The transcript has a single exon. Lineage: Eukaryota; Euglenozoa; Kinetoplastea; Trypanosomatida; Trypanosomatidae. The coding region runs from base 1 to 1509 and encodes 502 amino acids.
AUGGCUGUAGGGUGCCCAUCGAUGUGUGUCUGUGCCCAUUGGCUGCUGUCGACGCUUCUUUUCCUGAUGCUUGGCAGUCCGCCUGCUGAAGGCCUCAAGGGCACCAUGGAGGAGGCUACUCCAGGGUAUGGUGAGCGGGCAACGCUGACGCCCCCGACGCUGCAUGCAAGCCCCAUCUUGAGUGAAGCCCGCCACCCAACGCCUACGGCGGCGUUGGGUACCUCGGCCACGCGCAAGCUCACUGUCUCCCUGUCAUCCGUGUCAAACGCCCUUGUGACCCCUGUCUUCAAUGGCUCCCUCUCGCCAUCGUUGUCAGCGAGUCAGUCGCCGCAGCUCUCCCCUACCUGUUCGCCAACCCCGUCGCUGGAAGAGAUACCAGACAACAUGUACACACGAACGGAGAGUUGUGGACUUCCGGCUGUAAACAAAUGUGCAGAGAAUUUCUGCGACUGCAUCUCGCGUGAACACUCACGGACCACCAAUGAGUCGUGGUAUUUUAAGAACGGGGCGUAUCGCUGCCGACAAUCUGCAAACACAAAUUGUUACUAUCAUCUUUACUGUGCGAGAGAGCGAGUGUCAUGCUUGUGGAGUGCUGCCAUUUGGUACAAGGAGGAUCCUAACGCAGUACUUGCGCUCGGUGGCUUAACGGGUUUGACUCAAGGCUCUUUCGGUGACGAGGGCUGCAUAGGAUUAGAAAAUAUAUACGGCAACUUCUCUCGGCUCGCGCAAAACACGAACUACUACGAUUCCAUCUUUUAUAGUGAGUGUGUAGACUAUGUAAAGUUUAUUCUGCAACGUACGGGUGGGGAUAUUUGUACGACAAGUAUUGUUCCCAUGUACGUCUGUGGGGCGUCACUUUUUCCGCUUCCGCCCACAAGACCAAUUCAUUAUUCUCCAUUAAGUAAAGGAGCUCGGCGACUUGUUAUUUCAAUUGUGGCAAGAAUUGUAGGCAACUUCACCCCUGUGUUUGCCCCGGCGUGGAAUAGAAAUGAUGAAAAGCACCAGCUGGGUAGAGAGUAUUUGAGUCAGGCCAUGUACCGCUGUUUCCAGAACGUGAUUGGCAUCGACGGUGUGUUCUCUAUGAUGCACGCAGAUGAUUGCCUCGUUGUCAGGUAUGAGGUGGGCGUGGGGGAGGCUGAUCCGUGGGUGGGUGACUUAGUGACGGCAAAUGCGCUCAAUCUGAUGGUGCGCAACGCCUCCUGGAUGGACCCCGCGCAACGCGUGAUUAACAACCUCACGGAUUCCGUGAAUCUUAGCGCACCGAUUGUGGUGUAUGAUGUGAACUUUGAGCCUGGGCAGGGUCAGCCGGAGGCCAAACUGUGCGAUGCUGGCUGCGCGGUUGCGCUCGCGUUGGUCUUUUUCUUGACUCUCAUUGCAUUCAUUUUUUCAGUUGUAUUUUGUUGUAGACGUCCUCGGCAACUGUAUACCAUAUUUGAACGCAACUACGAUUCCGAGGAAGAGCUGGAAAACGUGACGGGCCGAAGAGAAAUUAGAGACAAAAGGAAAUAA